UGUCUGUCUUUGAGACUCGCUGUCAAGUGAUCAUGGAUUGUAAGCAAAAUAGCUUAGAGUUUGUUGAUGAAGGAAUAUAUAACUGUCAACCACAGGAAGAACAGGCUCAGUCGUCUAAAGUUCAGUUGCCCGAAGCAAACAAUGCUCAGGCAGAAUUAGACCCUGAUAAACUUCCAGAAAGCUUGAAAAGCAACUGGGUUCUGGUUGUCAUUCUAUUGGUUGCCGAGACAGAAUCAGCUUCUCAGCUUUCGUUACCCAGUGUUGUAAUGAGUAUGGGUUUCGUUCCUGGAGCAAUCUUUCUAGUUUUCUUCGGAAUUAUGGCCAUGUAUACCGGCUUUCUGAUAUCCGACAUAUGGAAGUCACAUCCACUUGUGCGUAACUAUGAUGAAGUCGUUGGAAUUCACUUUGGGAGAAUUGCCAAGGAAGUAGCUUUAUGGUGCCAAGUAACUCUUUUGUUUUGUUUCGUUGCUGCAAACAUUAUGGUUUCUGCACAAGCAUUUUAUAUUGCUGCCAAUCAAAAGACAUGUUACAUUGUGUUUUCCGUGGUUGUGACAUUGAUAGGUAUUUUAAUUUCAGUUCCUCGAACAUUGAAAGGAGUUGCAUAUUUGUCCAUAUCUUGCAUUAUCUUUGUAGCAGUCCCUGAAAUAAUGACCUUGACAGCAGUUGCAGUACAGAACUCUCCAGAACCUGACCUAUCCAUUGGAGCAUCCUCGGGUGCUUCAGCUUUUGCUAUAACAAACCUCGUUGAUUUCUUUGUAGCUAUUUCGGAUAUCGUUUUUGCUUAUUCGGGGCACCUCCUGUUCUUCAAUUUGAUAAUAGAAAUGGGAAAUCCAUAUGACUUUAAAAAGGCAGUUUUUUGGGGAUUCACCAUUAAUAUUAUCAACUACCUUAUUAUAGGUCUAGGAAUUUACGCAUAUACUGGAAAUUAUUCACAAAGUCCUUAUAUACUUAACAUUAUCAGCUCGUCUGUGC
Messenger RNA from Galdieria sulphuraria, 972 nucleotides. RefSeq names its product amino acid/auxin permease, AAAP family. The annotation marks the transcript as partial. The transcript has 2 exons. Lineage: Eukaryota; Rhodophyta; Bangiophyceae; Galdieriales; Galdieriaceae. Gene Ontology annotation, cellular component: plasma membrane. The record is from RefSeq and is a predicted model, not a curated record.